AUGUCUAUCUGUGGAGGUCUAACCGAGGUCAAGGAUGCGACGCCGGAAAUCCAAACUAUGUGCGAUGGGGUGAAAGCCGAUGUUGAAGAGAAAGCAGGAAAGGAGUAUGAGAUCUACACUGCCAAGAAGUACAAGAGCCAAAUAGUGUCAGGGACCAAUUACUUCAUCAAGGUUCAUGUUGGAGGAGACGACUAUAUUCACAUCACGAUUAACAAACAUGGCUACAGGAUGAGGCUGGUCGGUGUCCAAACCAACAAAACUGAAUCUGAUGAGAUUGUCUACAUUUAA
This is a messenger RNA of Clupea harengus (Atlantic herring), 288 nucleotides long. Its product is annotated as cystatin-B-like. The transcript has 3 exons. NCBI's taxonomy places the organism in Eukaryota, Metazoa, Chordata, Actinopteri, Clupeiformes, Clupeidae. The record is from RefSeq and is a predicted model, not a curated record. Bases 1 to 288 code for a protein of 95 amino acids.